GUACGGAAUCCGCCCUGAAAAUGUGAUUAUAUAUGGCCAGAGUAUAGGAACAGUACCAUCUGUGGAUCUUGCUGCUAGGUAUGAGAGUGCUGCUGUAGUUCUUCAUUCUCCACUGACCUCAGGAAUGCGAGUAGCUUUUCCUGAUACAAAGAAGACCUAUUGCUUUGAUGCAUUCCCGAACAUUGACAAAAUUUCUAAAAUAACAUCUCCUGUGUUAAUAAUCCAUGGGACUGAAGAUGAAGUAAUUGACUUUUCACACGGCCUAGCAUUAUUUGAGCGUUGCCAGAGACCUGUAGAACCACUGUGGGUAGAAGGAGCAGGCCAUAAUGAUGUGGAACUCUAUGGACAGUACCUUGAAAGAUUAAAACAGUUUGUGUCACAGGAACUGAUGAACUUGUAACUUUCUUUGUAUAUUUGUAUGCUUUUUCAUUUCACUGCAGAACUGCAUGCCUUGAUAAAUACAUAACAUAAAACCUGAAGGUUGUGUUUUCAAAUCAUCGUGGUUGCCUUCAUUAAAUGUACAGGUAAUGAUUUGUAAACAUAAUUAAUGAAGGUUUUAAUGCCAGUAUUAUAAACUGGAAUUACGUGAUCAUGCAGUCAAGUUUGGCAGUUCAUAUUAAUUUGUGUGAGGUUUUUUCUUCUCAGAUGUAAAAAAAAAAUAAAUCACAAGGAGUACUGUACAAAAUUUUAAUUAUAUAAAAUCAAAUGCUGUAAAAGUGUUGCCAAAUGCUUUAGCAUAUCAAAAACCAAUUUAUAAAUAUUUUUUAAACAUCUCAAAAUGUACUGUGACUUACUCUGUUGCACAGGUGUAAAUUAAAAACCAGACUUCUAAGCAGUUGUUCUGUAAAAAUGUAAUAGCCAUGAAAUUUGAGCAAAUAUUGAGUAUGUAAUAAGAAUAGACAGUCACUGGAAAUGGCCCAUGCCCU
Pterocles gutturalis (yellow-throated sandgrouse) is the source of this 926-nucleotide messenger RNA. RefSeq names its product alpha/beta hydrolase domain-containing protein 17B-like. NCBI's taxonomy places the organism in Eukaryota, Metazoa, Chordata, Aves, Pterocliformes, Pteroclidae. The transcript has 2 exons. The annotation marks the transcript as partial. Gene Ontology annotation, biological process: proteolysis; protein depalmitoylation. Gene Ontology annotation, molecular function: palmitoyl-(protein) hydrolase activity; serine-type peptidase activity. Gene Ontology annotation, cellular component: endosome membrane; plasma membrane. The record is from RefSeq and is a predicted model, not a curated record.